AAGAACCUUUGUUUGAUACCGUGGGGGUUUAUUCUCUAUUUUUUAAAUUCUUCAAAGUUCUAAAAUGAGGCUCUCAGUGGUUUUCUUUGUUAUGAUGUGCAUUGUGCUGUUAUGCACGUUUACCGAAGCUGAAAAUGGAGCCAGCGUAGAAGCACGUCAUCAUCACCAUCACCAUGGACAUCACCACGGUCAUCACCAUGGGCAUCAUCAUGGACAUCAUCAUCAUCACGGGCACCAUCAUCAUCAUGGUCAUCACCACCAUCAUCACCACGGGCAUCAUCAUCAUCAUGGUCACCACCACCAUCAUGGACAUCAUCAUGGACAUCAUCAUCAUCAUGGCCAUCAUCACCAUCACGGACAUCACCAUGGUCACCACCAUCAUCAUGGACAUCAUCACUAAUACUGAUUGUUUUGUACCUUUUCUAGAAAACUACUUGAAAAAUAAAGUUAAUAUUAUGUA
This is a messenger RNA of Stegodyphus dumicola, 460 nucleotides long. RefSeq lists its product as uncharacterized. The record is from RefSeq and is a predicted model, not a curated record. Lineage: Eukaryota; Metazoa; Arthropoda; Arachnida; Araneae; Eresidae.